Messenger RNA from Oncorhynchus nerka (sockeye salmon), 3650 nucleotides. Its product is annotated as trafficking regulator of GLUT4 1-like. NCBI's taxonomy places the organism in Eukaryota, Metazoa, Chordata, Actinopteri, Salmoniformes, Salmonidae. The coding region runs from base 351 to 956 and encodes 201 amino acids. The transcript has 5 exons. Gene Ontology annotation, cellular component: membrane. The record is from RefSeq and is a predicted model, not a curated record.
GGUAGCAACAUAGCAAGCACAAGAGCGCAAUUUGACAUCCCCCGGUGUGGUCUGUAGCCUAAUUUGACCGUUACCGUUUACCAUAGCCUGUAUCAAAAGAAAAAGACAAUUCGACGAAUUCUGGGUGGAGAUUUUAAUCGUAGCCUACUGAACACUUGUCAUAUUUUCUCUUUUUUACUACACGUUGCAUUUACAGUAAUAUUUGGAAUUGUGAUCAAGAAAAGCAAAAUGUUAAGGAUAAUGUUUCAUGUCACUCAAUAAGAUCAGUUGAAGAAAAUCAAAAGUCCAAUCAAGACCAAUCAUCAAAAAGGCCCAAACUACCAGUGAAACAACACUGUCCGCAUUCCGCCAUGUCUUCCAACACCAGUGCUGCCCCCAGUGGAGCGGAGGGAGAACAGCAGCCGGAGCAGACCAUCACCUCCCAGCCAACCAGCGCUGAGCACCAAGAGACAGCCCCUGACUCCAGCCAAUCGGAAUCCAAAGACCACUUGGCAGUAAUCAGCGAGAAGAUGGAGACCAGUAAUGGAAUGUGUGCUGCCCACUCCUCGCCCACAUCUUCCAUCUCGUCCCCAAAGCGACUGCAACACGCCAAACCAACCAACGGUCGGGCGCGGAAAGGAAGCCGCUCUGGGUCCCUGCUGGGUCAUGGGGCAGGGUCUCCCAGGCCUUCCAUCAGCCGUCAGCCCAGCACCGUGACAGAGGAGGACGACGGCAAGCCCCCUAGAGACUACCUAAUAUUGGCCAUCCUGUCCUGCUUCUGCCCCUUGUGGCCGAUCAACAUUGUGGCUCUCGUCUUCUCUGUUAUGUCGAGGAACAGCCUGCAGCUGGGGAACGUAGACGGGGCGCGGCGUCUGGGCCGGAACGCAAUGGUGCUGUCCAUCGUUUCACUAGUUGGCGGGGUCAUCAUCAUCAUCGCAGCCAUCGUCUUAAACUGGGGAAGUAUAAUAAAAUCCUGAGGGUCACCAUGGAAACCAGGAGCAAGAUCGCAAGACAGCACACCAACAACCAUCCCAACCAGACUUUUCCCCUCUCCUACGAUCAAAACACUAUUCUACAAAAGCACCUGCAACCUACAGCAUACCCCUUGGACCCCUUUUUUGCUGCACUAUCAUGUAUGGCCUGUAAUAUGUUCUCUGAAACAGAUAGACAAGUCCGUCACCUCUACCUCCUACACCUCCUACACCUGCCACCAGUGGUGUAGUGCAGGGCAAACGUACGUAAACGUCGUUUACACACAUUUUGCUCCUGUGUUUAUCCACCUUUUGCAGACAAAUGCAUUGAAAGUAUAGGGGGCGUUACUUUAUUGACUGUCAACGGUGAUCAGGAGUUACAGUACCCAUCUAUUUUUUGACCACUCGUCACUGGCUGCCACCAUCACUCAGAAGGUCGAAGGCUUCAGGUAGAACAACACUGAGGUAGGAUAGACAGCGACAAACAGACUGGUUCCUCUGAAUGAGAGAGAUGCGUCUAACGAGUCUAACUCUGUUCAACGAUGCCAUGAUCUCCUGGUUGCCUGAGUCUCAGAAUGUAUUUAAAGUCUCUGCAUGAUUUUCCGGGAUCAGGCGGAUCCUCCCAGGCGGUUCCUCCCAGGCGGUUCCUCCCAGGCUGUUCCUCCCAGGCUGUUCCUCCCAGGCUGCUCCUCCCAGGCUGCUCCUCCCAAGCUGUUCCUCCCAGGCUGUUCCUCCCAGGCUGUUCCUCCCAGGCGGUUCCUCCCAAGCUGUUCCUCCCAGGCUGUUCCUCCCAGGCUGCUCCUCCCAGGCUGUUCCUCCCAGGCUGUUCCUCCCAGGCUGUUCCUCCCAGGCUGCUCCUCCCAGGCUGUUCCUCCCAGGCUGCUCCUCCCAGGCUGUUCCUCCCAGGCUGUUCCUCCCAGGCUGUUCCUCCCAGGCUGUUCCUCCCAGGCUGCUCCUCCCAGGCUGUUCCUCCCAGGCUGUUCCUCCCAGGCUGUUCCUCCCAGGCUGUUCCUCCCAGGCUGCUCCUCCCAGGCUGUUCCUCCCAGGCUGUUCCUCCCAGGCUGCUCCUCCCAGGCUGUUCCUCCCAGGCUGCUCCUCCCAGGCUGUUCCAAUGUGACAAAACACAAAGUGUCUCUAUUGUUGCCGGAAAGGACAUCUGUUUUUCUCUGUAAUGUUAUUAUUUCCUUCCACUGAAUCAUUCAUCUCCAGUCAGUCCACACCUCUGUAACACAACCAAGGGAUCCUUUUAACUGUGACGCCAAAACCAGCCCACCCUAUAGGAUCAUGUUAAAGAUGGCAAAGGAAGAGUUAGGGAGGGAGAGGGAUUGGAAUUGAUCUUUGAUCAAUGUGAUGAUGUUGAUGGGGGGGGGUUAUUUUUAGUUCUGAAUUUGUUCCAGAUUGUUAUUUUCUGUGAAGGGAGGGAGGAGGAGGAGUUAGAGACAGAUGGGACCAUCUGUACUUUAAUUUAGGGACAAACCUGGGGUCUCCAUCUCUUUGCUUCAUCGUUUUCGUUUAAAAAUAACUGGAAUCUGGGGAGAAUGAGCCACUCUGGGUUUGGGAUUGAGGCUGGGCUGGUAACUCAUAUGCGCUCUCAAACACACUAUCUUACACCCCCCCCUCCCCACACGAGCACAUGCACACACACGGACACACACACCAUCAUCCAUACACAUAGUGUCAGAAUGACUGAUUCUCAUUGGCUGAGAGAAAGAGGGAGAUAAAGAACAGGAGAGAAGAAGAGGGAGAGAGGGAGGGGAGGAUUGGGGAUAGCUGCAUGGGCUGCAGUCCUUUGUUUGGCACAGAUGGCGGCAAAGAGAGAGAGUGUGUGUGUGUGUGUGAGAGAGAGAGAGAGAUGGUGUGGUGCUUGUUACUGAUGCUGGAUAAAAAGUCUGAAGAUACUAGACUGGAAAAACGAACAGAGCAGAGCUGGUUACAGAAUAAACACAAAAGACAGGCGGUAAUUUGAAUUUUGUUGCUUACUCUUCAUUUCCCCCUCUUCUGUCCAGUAUCUACCACCAUAUUAUCUACCAUUUAUUGGUAACGUUAUUUAUUAAUUUUACCUUUAUUUUAACAGGGUGUCCUAUUGAGACCACGGUCUCUUUUGCAAGGGAGCCAUGUAUCUCACAAUUACACAACAACAAUGUUAUGACAGCCUGCUUGACAGUAUUUACACAGUUCUAAACAUAGUCUACCAUCUCUGGUCAGUUGGAAUCCAUUCCUCUCCCUUCAGUAUUGCAAAUAUAUUGCCCACUUUACCUUUCACCUCUCUAAUAUGUAGUCAUUAUCUUUGAUGGUUGCCUCUUUUGUUAAAAUUCUAUGCAAAUACCUUGCUGGGGUAUUUGGUCAGUUGGUACUCCUUCUCCACCGUGGUCAGUAUCAGCUCCUAUGUGCUUAGUGUUUGCCCUUGUCUGGUUGUUAUUCACAAAGCAGAAUGACCUCUUCUCCCUUUGGAAGUCAGUCAGUGUGUCACUGUGCCAAAGCCUGGAAUGUGAGCCAAGCCACGUACAGUAGGGGCCAGGCAGUCUUUGGCUUGACUCCGGCUAAGUGCUCUGUCGGUGUGUGUGAGAGAGAGAGAGAGAGAGAGCGAAAGAGUGUGAGAGAGAAAUGCAGUGUGUGUGUGUGUGUGUGUGUGUGUGUGUGUGUGUGUGUGUGUGUGUGUGUGUGUGUGUGUGUGUGUGUGUGUGUGUGUGUGUGUGUGUG